UUGCACCCCUCUCUCUCACAAGCAUAUUUGAAUUUAUGUUUCUCAAGUUCUUAGCCUCAAUUGAUGUAUUCAAUUUUUUUCAGGGUUCUGAACGCAAAUGUUCUUCUGUCAACCUAUUGGAUUCCACCGUCGAUAAAUUUAUGUUGCAAUUUUGCUGAUGAUCUUCACCGGAGAAACGAGCAAGACGACGAUUUCGAUAGGGAGGGAAAACAGAACAAAAAUUUAUUGGACUUAAGGAUGAAGAUAAUUAAAGUGGCCAAUAGAGGAAAAUUAUUUUUGUUUCUGGAUUUCACUUUGUUGUUUUUUUCAGCCAAAAACUUCAAGAUGAAUGCAGUUCUUGGACAGAUUGCUUCUACAACACAAGAGUUGGCUCAUUUCAUACAUUUUGGAAAAUUAUUCCAUAUAGCUCGAAAAAGAUCUUGCAAAAGCAUAAACAAAGCAUGGGUCUCGACCUGUUGGCAAAAUUGACAACCGACAUCCAGUUCAAAUCCUCGGUCCUAAAUCUAGAAUGUGAAUUUUUGCCAUAAGUAUGUUUCUUCCUCUUUCUCUUUAAUGGUUAAAUCUAUUUUGAAAAUGCUAUGUCAUUUCCGGGUUGGUUUUUGGCAUAAUUUCGGGUUUUUGUUUCUUUGUUGGGACUGUACGAAUUAUUUUUGCUUUUGUUUUAGAUUUCUCUGUUUACUUUUGGUAUGUAUAUUCUCUUUCUACAAACUGGUUUUUAUUCCUCUAUUAGUUCAGUUUUUAAAUGUGAAGCUCUUUCGAUGAAUAGUUGUCGGGGUUUGGACGAGAAGGCAAAAAACAACACAUGACUUCCAUGGUCCAUAAUCUAUAGUAAGAAAACAAAUGAAUAUUGAUUACACGGUCAUAAACAUGGAUCGGUGGAUGUGCUUCUAUAGAUUAUGCAAUGAGGAACUUGCUUGGCCUUUGAUUCUAGACAGAGUGGCCGAGGUUUCAUUGCCAUGUCUUUUUUUUUUCUCAGUUCUUUGAUGUAACUUAAUUAAUUUAGGUUCUUAUUUCUUCAAUGUUAGAAGAAUGUAAUUGGGACAAAAACAUGGACUGACAUUUCUAUUUCUUAUGGGAAUUGACAUGA
This is a messenger RNA of Lactuca sativa (garden lettuce), 1087 nucleotides long. The record is from RefSeq and is a predicted model, not a curated record. NCBI's taxonomy places the organism in Eukaryota, Viridiplantae, Streptophyta, Magnoliopsida, Asterales, Asteraceae.